AUCUAAAAACAAAUAUGUACGGAGGUGUGGAUGUCGUCAUUCUCACCAAAUAAGAGAGCACUACACCAGAGACGAGGUCAGGCUUAAUUUGCCAAUACAAUCCUGCGUUGCGUCUGACAAACUUCCUAUAUAACCCAAGAAAAGUAAUCGGCCCAUAGGGACAAAUCUUCCUUAUAGUCUGAUAAGAAGCCUUUCACUCACACUCUCUAUCAUGAACGACCUCUCUGCAGUGUGGAGUAUUGGCGAUGGCUCAAUCCAACAAAGCACCUUCAUCCUCUCCGGUUUCUGUGAUAGGGUCUCAAUUCCUGGCACCACAUCAACUCGAUCUUAUAGUUGAUAGAAUUUCAAGCGGAAUCCUUUUGAUUACAGAUAUUAACCAUAAAAUCAUGUUCAAAGUGAAACCAUGCGACUCGUUCUUUCAUGAGCAGCGAGUACUACUCGAUAUUGAUGACCAACCCAUCGUUGUGAUGCGCAAUAAGAGCAUGACUGUACACGAUGGAUGGUAUGUAUUCAGGGGUGACAGUGAAAGCAAAUCGGAUAUGAUAUUUACCAAAAAAAAGCAUUGCGUGAUCCAGCUGCUUAAGAGUGAUGUAAACGUGUUCUUGGCAAAUAAAACCAGUAGUAAAAAUGUUUGUGAUUUCAAGGUCGCAGGAAGCUGGUCGAAGAGAAACUGCACUAUUUAUAUGGGAGAUACUUCAACCACAAUAGCCCAAAUGUGCAAAAUGCAGUCAUCGGAGAAUAUUAUAAAGUUCGUUAAUGAGAAAUUCAAGGUGACCAUUUCUCCCAAUGUGGACUUUGCGUUUGUGAUCACAAUUAUAGCAAUUGUUGAGGCUAUGGAAGACUCCGACAAAAAAAGUAAAGGUGUUGUGCAAGUUGUUGGAGGUGUGACUAACGUUGUUGGCAUAAUACUCCUUUUAUAGUCAUAUUAGUUGCAUUCUCUAUUCCUAAAUUCUUCCAUGGAUCAACGGGUUUAUAUAUGGUUUAUCCGGCAAUUCGUAUCAUCUUUUCAAAUCGUGAUGGAUAUGGUAUGAUUACCAUGAUAGGCUCAAAUUAUGUUUCCUUAAUUGUGUUAAUUAGAAGUAAUUAAGUUAUGGGAAGUGAUAUAUCCACGAAUGUUUUUGAUUCAUCCACAGGAUUUUUAAGUAAAUUGACAAUUUUUAGCCCUACUUACUUAUCCCUUCCCCCUCCUCUUUGUUUGGUCAUCCCUUCAGCCAGUAAAAGGUAACUGAUUUCAUGCUUAUUUUCAUUUGUCACCUGAGAGAGAUCUUAAUAACAAGAUAAUAACAAAACCGGCGAAACCCACUUCAAGAAACACACAAUCCUCACAUUCCAGCAAGAAAGUCAAAGAAGCCAGCAAAACUCUGGCGAGAAAAUCAUUGUGUUUACCAAACUGAAAGUGGGUUCUCCCGAACCAGCAUUGAGCAAAAGGAUCGUUCAUAAUUCAACAUUUUACAUAGAGAAAGAAACUGUCAGAAAGCUUUGCGAUUGUGCUUUGUAAUUGUGCAUUUUUUGCUUGAUUUUACCCAUCUGCAACUGCUUUUGAUAUGUGAUCUGUAACGGUGUUUUUUUUUUGCAUCUGAAAAUAGCUUUGCUAUGGUCACUGAAACUUAGUUGAGCCCACCACCAGAUAUGGCGAUUAAGAUAGAGGAUGAGAGUUGCAGAUCCAACCACCAAACUCUAGCAAUUGUUCAUGGUAUUUGGUAAUUAGAGGCUGUGAAUGUCUUCUUCCAGUAAACAUCGCCUUCUCCGGCGAACCUGUUUUUUCUCUGGCAACUUUAUGGGUAUUGGUUAGAGUGUUUCCGGCUGCUUCCUAUGUAUUCUUGAUGGUGCAAGGGUUUUGACAAUGAUGUUGUAGUGACGGGCGACAAGAGGAGUAAAAAGACGCGGGGUAAAUCGAGGAGCUGGAUUUAAGAAAGGGAAACGUAAGUUAGAGUUUUAUUGGUUUUUUUUGUGGGGUGAGAGAAAGGAAAGACCGAUCAAAGAGAAGGUGGAACGGAGAUAAGGGGGACAAGGGUAGGGGCAAAACUGUCAAUUUACUUACAAAUUAUGUGGAUGUAUCAAAAACAUCCGUGGAUAUAUUAUAGAGAAAUUUACAAAAAUAGCCAUUUACACUAAUGGUAUUAUAAAAAUAGCCAAAAAAAAUCGAAAUUACAAAAAUAGCCAACGAUUUCGCAGAUGGAGAUGCCCCAUCUGCGAAAUGACCUUCUCAUCUGCGAAAGUACAAGCACCUAAACCACAGCUGUGCUUUAGGUGCUUGUACUUUCGCAGAUGAGAAGCUCCAUUUGCGAAAUACCCUAGUUUUUGACUAUAUAAACGUUUUUUUUUUCUCCAUUUUUCACCCUUCUCUACACAAAAACUCUCUCUAUCUUUGGGCUUCUCUCGGAAUUUUGGCUAGUUUUUGAAGAAAAUGGAGGAUUAUGUCAACAAUCCCGCAAAUAUGCAUGAUUUAAGUUUUAUCAAUAUGAAAGCCUUUGCGAACUUAAAAGGCUCGGGCGGUAACAUAUGGGAAGUAUUUGAAGUUUUAGAUGAUGUCAGACCUGCCAUUUUCAGAGAUACCGUAUUUGGUUAUUUUUUUGAUGUCCCUCGUUUACAAGGGGACGCAUUAUUGUUUCAUAAAAUGUUCAUUCAUCAGAUCCGGCCGGACCCUUUUAUCUCCAGAUGGAAUAAAACGAUUAUAUUUUCGAGUAGGCAAUACGAAAAUGGUUUAUGGGCCGGAAGAGUUUUGUUUGAUUACCGGCUUCAAUUUUGGGGAGUAUCCAAAAAACAUUGGGAGAAAAGGGUUGGAAAAAUUAUUAAGCAGUAAAAAAAGAUGUUUAUUGCGUGAACGGCUAUUUCCGGACCAUACUAAUAGUUCGGUGAAAAUCGGCGACCUGAAACGUUUAAUUUUAAAUCGAACAUUCCUAGCACUUGACGACGUUGAUGCAGUUAGAGUAUGUUUGAUAUACAUUUUGUGUGAAGGUUUUUUGGGUAAAGAAGUUAAUGAUCGGGUGCCACAAGAUUGGUUUUUUUUUGCUGAGAAUUUGGAUCUAUGGAACAGCUUCGCUUGGGGUAGCUAUCUCUGGAAUUUUACUUAUGUUGACCUUGAGGAUACAUGGAACAAAAUACAUAAUUAUUUAUCACUUUCUGAGCGUGGUCAAACUUUAAAGUACUCCGUCUCAGGAUUUACGGCUCCAAUAAAGGUAUAAAAAUUUUCAUAUAUUUAAAUUGUUUUAUUGUUAUGUUUUUUAUUUUAAUUUUAAUUUUUAUUACUGUAAUUGUAAAAAAUUGUAGAUAUGGAUAUAUGAGAUGAUUCCGGCUGUUCGUGCAUGUGGAUUUGCAUUGAGAAAAAAUAAAGACUUGCCUCGGAUGAAACGAUGGAGUGGAACAAAAAAAUUAAAAUGGGUUGACGUGAACAAGAUUUGGUCAAAGAUGCAGGAGGGGCAACCACCAAGACAAAACAUGUUACCGGGUGAUGGUGAGAUGACAUCUUUUUAUUAUAUGUCAUUUCAAGAGUAUGUAUAUGGUGAAGGGAAAGCAGUUCCAUCCCCAGUACGGGACCAUUUUAGGAGACAAGACAAAUCUUCGUCUAGUAUGUCGUCCAGUGGUCGUUCUCAUGGUAGAGGUCGGGGCAAUGGGAAACACAAACUAGACGAGGUGUUGAAACGGCUACAUGCACUGGAACAACAUGUCUUUACGAAGCAAAAACCUAGAGAGGUUUUUGUUGAAGAAGUAAAUAAUGAAGAAUUUUGGAAUGACAUCAGUUUUGAGGAGCCUGGAGUAUUCCAAACAAAAUAUGAUGAACGAGUUAGUUACACGCUACAUUAUUUUUUAAAUUUUAUUAACAUAUAUGAAUACCUGUGUUCAUAUUUUAUAUUUGAAAAUAUAAGUUGUGCAAGAUGAAGUGAUGAAUAAAAACAAUACAACUGAAAAUGUUUUGGUGAUAUUCAAGACGACAAGGUUGUUAUAGAUAUUACCUUUACGAUUUUAAUAAUUACUUUUUAAUAAAGUGUCUUUCGUUAUUAAGUAAAAAGUUAUAUUUUUAAUGUAGGUGUUGGAGGAGAGGAAUGAGUAUGCGGGGAACAAAUUUGAUGAUGAUGUGUUUGAUGUAAAUGAUUAUAGUGAAGUUAAAGAGGAGUGGGAGGAGAGGAAUGACAAUGCGGGGAACAAAUUUGAUGAUGAUGUGCCGGACGAAGACGAACUAAUAAUAACGGGAAUUGUAGAUUAUUUUGAUGAUGAUGAUGGCAAAGAAGUUACACCCGAUAAACCGAGGACUCGAAAACCAUCACAAUAUUUGUGCCCUCCUUACACCGAGUUGCACACGACACCGAAGCCAAAAAGAAGAACAAAAAAGAAGGUUGAUAUCAAAUCAACAAGCUCCGUUCCUCCUCCAGUUUUUGGUGUUGCUCAUGACUUCUCCAUGUUGCGCCUGCAACCUUACGUAGCAUGCAACCUUACGUAGCAGGCGGUGAGGUUGUCAUCCAAAAUUAUAUAUUUCAUUCAUAUGAUGUCCAGCAUCAUUUGUUUAAUUUCAUGUUAGAUAGAGAUUUUUGGAGCUUAUUGUUUGGGCAUACACACGAAGGAUGGUUGGAGUCAGCGGUAAAUUAAUUGUUAAUUUAUUAUUUUAAAAGUUAAUUGUUUUUUAGUCAAUAACAAAACUAUCAUGUGUGCAACAUAUAACCAUUUGGUACCGACUAUUGAUGGAGAGACGGUUUGAGAGCAACCGACAUACAAUAAUGCCUCCAAAUUUUUUUGUUUCUCAUGCUUUGGAAGAAGGACAGGACUGGAGGGCAUUUAUGACUGGUAUUGCUACAUACCCCAACUUCAUGGUUGCUUGGUGGGAUGUUGAUACGGUCUUAUUGCCGAUUCAUUCAUCCCCUAAUCAUUGGCUAUUUGGGGAACUACGAUUAGCGUCAAUGGAAGUGCAUAUUUAUGACAGUCUUGGUAGAGGGGCUUAUGAAAAAUUCAAAUAUAAAGGAAUCUUUUCCAAAUUUGAACGUCGGGUGGCAAAUUAUUUGGACAAGAUUAAGUAUUGGGCCCGGAGGAACAUCCCAAGGAUUCCAUUGAAUAUGCAAUUCAUUUAUGAAGAAAAUGUUCCCCAACAAAGUAGUCAUUUGGGAGAUUGCGGUGUUUUUGUUUGUAUGUUUAUGGAGCAAUUGGUUUCAGGUCAACCAAUACGUGUUCUUAUUGACCCAAAGAACGCAGCUUUAGAGUUCCGUCUACGGAUGGCAAAAAUUAUUUGGGGGUCUAGUCUUGGUCCUAUGUAGUUGGAUUAUAUAAUUGUAUAUAUAAAUUAAUGUUGGAUUU
Lactuca sativa (garden lettuce) is the source of this 5283-nucleotide messenger RNA. NCBI's taxonomy places the organism in Eukaryota, Viridiplantae, Streptophyta, Magnoliopsida, Asterales, Asteraceae. The record is from RefSeq and is a predicted model, not a curated record.